UAUAAACUAAUAUGUGAUUAUGCAGGAUUAUAUAAAGGAAACCGCUGAGCAAUAAUACUAUAAACUAAGAUACUCUUCAGGCACUGCUUGUGCCUGGGGGUCUGGACAGUUCUCCUUCCUCGGUGCCCAUGGGGGGUGUUACCCAUGGGCACCGAGGAAGGAGAGAAACAUGGGAAGAUUACUGGUUAAUAUUAUUUUAUCAAAAGGUAGAAUAAAGGACAGCAGGGCAAGAUAAUUAACUAUAUUGGCAAGAGAGUGAUUCACUUGACCCUUGGGAUCUUAUUUGGAUAGAAAUGAAAAAUGAAGACAGGAUAAGACUGAUAAGUAAAAAUAAUAGGGGUGAAGACACUGUGAGAUUGUGAAAACUAUAAGAAAUUGAGAUUUUUGGAAGGCUACAUGGGGUUAGACACUAGCUCUUUGGAAGGAGGACAGUUUCGAGUAUGGCUGUGAAAGGAGUAGCUAAAGUCUUGGAGGUGUAGACUACUGGAGAUAAGGAGCAAAGGAACUGAGAGAGGCUAGUUUGUUGAAUGGGCUAAGGGCUGAAAUUAACCCAGGAUGAGGAAAAUGCAUGCUCUGAGGAAAUCUCUUCUACAGUCCUGUAUAGCAAGUUCACAGUGUUAUUAGUAGGUAUAAUUCCUUUUUUUUUUUAAGAUGGCAGAAAGUUGUAUAAAAAAUAUUGGCCUGCUUUUCAUCCAUCAUGAAUAUUUUUAAUCCUUAAAGAGUAAGCUCUACCCCAAGUUCUAGGCUCAGUAUGUGGCGCCUCCCCCAUAUGCUGUGUGUGCACACUGCAAAGGCCAACAAGCUCCCUGAUCCUUGGAGCAGGCCUGCCGCCUUCAUGUCCACUCUCCUGAUCAAUCAGCCCCAGUAUGCGUGGCUGAAAGAGCUGGGCCUCCGAGAGGAAAAUGAGGGUGUGUAUAAUGGAAGCUGGGGAGGCUGGGGAGAGGUGAUUAUCACUUACUGUCCUGCUAACAACGAGCCUGUAGCAAGAGUCCGUCAGGCCAGUGUUGCAGACUAUGAAGACACUGUAAAAGCAAGAGAAGCAUGGAAAAUCUGGGCAGAUAUUCCUGCUCCAGAACAAGGAGAAAUAGUAAGACAGAUUGGCGAUGACUUGCGGGAGAUCCAAGUACUAGGAAGCUUGGUGUCUUUGGAGAUGGGGAAAAUCUUAGUGGAAGGUGUGGGAGUAGUUCAGGAGUAUGUGGAUAUCUGUGACUAUGCUGUUGGUUUAUCACGGAUGAUUGGAGGACCUAUCUUGCCUUCUGAAAGACCUUGCCAUGCACUGAUUGAGCAGUGGAAUCCUGUAGGCCUGGUUGGAAUCAUCCCUGCAUUCAGUUUCCCUGUGGCAGCGUAUGGCUGGAACAACACCAUCGCCUUGAUCUGUGGAAAUGUCUGCCUCUGGAAAGGAGCUCCAAUAACUUCCCUGAUUAGUGUGGCUGUCACAAAGAUAAUAGCCAAGGUUCUGGAGGACAACAGGCUGCCUGGUGCAGUUUGUUCCUUGACUUGUGGAGCAGAUAGUGGCACAGCAAUGGCCAAAGAUGAACGAGUGAACCUGCUGUCCUUCACUGGGAGCACUCAGGUGGGAAAACAGGUGGCUCUGAUGGUGCAGGAGAGGUUUGGGAGAAGUUUGUUGGAACUUGGAGGAAAUAAUGCCAUUAUUGCCUUUGAAGAUGCAGACCUCAACUUAGUUGUUCCAUCAGCUCUCUUCGCUGCUGUGGGAACAGCUGGCCAGAGGUGUACCACUGCGAGGUAACUGUUUGUGCAUGAAAGCAUCCAUGAUGAGGUUGUAAACAGACUUAAAAAGGCCUAUGCACAGAUCCAAGUUGGGAACCCAUGGGACUCUAAUGUUCUCUGUGGGCCACUCCACACUAAGCAGGCAGUGAGCAUGUUUCUUGGAGCAGUGGAAGAAGCAAAGAAAGAAGGUGGCACAGUGGUCUAUGAGGACAAGGUUAUGGAUCGCCCUGGAAAUUAUGUAGAACCGACAAUUGUGACAGGUCUUGGCCACAAUGCAUCCAUUGCACACACACAGACUUUUGCUCCGAUUCUUUAUGUCUUUAAAUUCAACAAUGAAGAAGAGGUCUUUGCAUGGAAUAAUGAAGUAAAACAGGGACUUUCAAGUAGCAUCUUUACCAAAGAUCUGGGCAGAAUCUUGCACUGGCUCAGACCUAAAGGAUCAGACUGUGGCAUUGUAAACGUCAACAUUCCAACAAGUGGGGCUGAGAUUGGAGGUGCCUUUGGAGGAGAAAAGCACACUGGUGGUGGCAGGGAGUCUAGCAGUGAUGCCUGGAAACAGUACAUGAGAAGGUCUACUUGUACUAUCAGCUACAGUAAGGACCUUCCUUUGGCCCAAGGAAUCAAGUUUCAGUAAAGGUGUUUUAGAUGAACAUUGCUUAAUUUGAGGUGUUCCAGCAGCUGUUUUUGAAGAAGACAAAGAAAAUUAAAGUUUUCCCUGAAUAAGUGCGUCAUUAUGACUGUGACAUUGACUAAUCCCCCAUGACCCCAAAGCCCUGAUUAAAAAUCAAGAGACUCAUUUUUAAAAAAUCAAAAUAAAAUUGUUACAACAUAGCUAUAUUUACU
Cebus imitator (Panamanian white-faced capuchin) is the source of this 2571-nucleotide messenger RNA. Its product is annotated as alpha-aminoadipic semialdehyde dehydrogenase-like. The record is from RefSeq and is a predicted model, not a curated record. Lineage: Eukaryota; Metazoa; Chordata; Mammalia; Primates; Cebidae. Gene Ontology annotation, molecular function: aldehyde dehydrogenase (NAD+) activity.